CCACUCAUUCAAUGAGGCGAUACGCAACUUUGAGAACCCGGUGGAUAUGGUGAGGGUUCUGUUAGAUGAAUUCGACGCUGCUCUAGGAAAUAGAUUGAAGUGGGAAGAAAAAUAUCGAAUUGAGCGUCGCAAAGUGUCGGAGAUGACCGAUCAGCUUAUCGCAAAAGAUCGGGAAUGGGAACAUAAAUGGCAAACACAAAUGACUUAAGUGGAAAAGCAACAAGAUAUGGAUAGUCAGCAUAUGGUCCAAUAUGAGCGAAAGAUUCAGGAAAUGGGAACCCGUUUGGACGAAUCAGAAAAGAAACAUAGCUCCCACCAAAGACAGCUCGAAAAGACGUACCAUUCAAAAAUGAGGCAUCUUGAAGAAGAAGCAAAGCAAGCAAUAGAUACUCUGGAACAAAAGAUCGCUGAUACGGAAAGAAGGAGCGCAGAAGAUCUCCGAAAAGGUGAAGCAGAGGCAAAGGCACUGAGCGAUGAACUUGCCACCGUCAACAAAGCCAACGAGAAAUUGGAUCUGGAGCGUAAGCAUCUACAACAAGACCUCGAAGAUGCGCAACGCAAAUCACAGCACUCUAAGCGCAAACUCGAGGUUUCGGCGAAAGAGAUCCAAGAAGCCAAAAACGCUCUUAUCGCCGCGGAGAAGGAGAAAGAACACUUGACAGAGCAGAGCCGACGGUUGCAGCAAAAUCUCUCGAAGUACAGCGCUCUUUCGAGCAGACGCGAGAGAAGCUAGCCAUUUCUCAAACGGAAGCGCAAGAAAUCAUCGAUGAAUGGCAUGUCAUCAGCACGAAGCUCCAGGAAACGAAAGAGCAA
Messenger RNA from Mytilinidion resinicola, 813 nucleotides. RefSeq lists its product as uncharacterized. The transcript has a single exon. Lineage: Eukaryota; Fungi; Ascomycota; Dothideomycetes; Mytilinidiales; Mytilinidiaceae. The coding region runs from base 227 to 733 and encodes 168 amino acids. The record is from RefSeq and is a predicted model, not a curated record.